This is a messenger RNA of Penicillium chermesinum, 270 nucleotides long. RefSeq lists its product as uncharacterized. Gene Ontology annotation, cellular component: cytoplasm; mitochondrion; peroxisome. Gene Ontology annotation, molecular function: catalase activity; heme binding. The transcript is spliced from 2 exons. NCBI's taxonomy places the organism in Eukaryota, Fungi, Ascomycota, Eurotiomycetes, Eurotiales, Aspergillaceae. The record is from RefSeq and is a predicted model, not a curated record. Gene Ontology annotation, biological process: hydrogen peroxide catabolic process; response to hydrogen peroxide. The coding region runs from base 1 to 270 and encodes 89 amino acids.
AUGCAGCUCAUUGAGACAUUGGCUCAUUUGUCGCGCGAAAGAACGCCCGAGUGUACCAGAGACUGUUCCGACUUUACCAGUGCCAGUUUCUUGAACAAAGCCGGGAAGAAGACCCCGGUCCUGCAGCGUGUUUCGACCGUAGGGCCUGAGUCUGGAUCUGCGGACACCGCUCGCGAUGUGCAUGGCUGGGCGAUGAAGCUCUACACCGACGAGGGAAAUUUGGACUGGGUGUUCAACAACACAGUAGGACGGCUGCCUUACUCGGAAUGA